Messenger RNA from Callorhinus ursinus (northern fur seal), 5227 nucleotides. RefSeq names its product chromosome unknown C1orf52 homolog (gene CUNH1orf52). NCBI's taxonomy places the organism in Eukaryota, Metazoa, Chordata, Mammalia, Carnivora, Otariidae. The record is from RefSeq and is a predicted model, not a curated record.
GAGGAGUGAAAGAUUUCUAGUUUUCUUGGUGACUAGGUUAUAUCAAUUACUAAGAGAGGGAACACAUACAGAAACAAGUCAUAUGGAAAGACAGGUUACUGAUCUAGUAAGUGGGUGUUUGAAGCCCCAGCAGGAUGUCCACAUGGAAAGCUUAAGACCCAAGGGGAGGUCUGGUCCAGAGGUUGGAUGGAAAGAUUGGGGUUGGAAACCCAGAUUUGGGAGUCACAAGCAUAAGGUAGUUAAUGCCAUGGAAAGAGAUGGGCUGACUUGCAACUUUGUAAUGCCCUCUACAAAAUGAUAAGUAUUGCUGAAAGAUGGUAUAAUACGCUGGGAAACACCAGCGUUUAAGGGCCAUACAGGGCAAAUCAAGAAUGGAAAGAAGCUGACAAUGAGAAGCCAGAGAGUUUGGAAGACCCACCUAGUGGUGAGAUGCAAUCCAAGAGGAAUUUCAUCAAAGGUAGUUUUCAGAGCCCAUUGUAAUGAGGUCGAGCAGGAGAGGAUUUAGUUUGUGACUUGGUAAGUCCACCGCCCAUAGAGGUCUUCCAUGGUGACUGCGGGAAGCAACCAGACUGAGAGUAAUUUUCAUUUUGAAGAGGAGAUGCGUGAGGUCGGGAAGAAAUCCUGGCGUCUCUGGGCGAUGGCUAAGGUGAAGUGGCAGUGAAAAAACAAAUUCUUAUCUCUUGUAUGCCUUUAAUAAAUGCUUAUUGAAUGUUGAAAGUUUGGUUGGGACCACUGGUACAGGACUUGCCUCUUCUCAGGGUUCCUCCGGAAGGAGCCUAAAGCAGCCCCCGCUUGGCUACCAGCGCUCCCCGCCUCCCGCCUCAGUGCCGAGGGGGGAGGCAGGAGCCCGGCGCAGCCGUCAGGUGGCGCAGGCCCUGUGCUCUACCGCAAGACUUGGGGCGGAGCCAACCGCGGGGCGGGCCCUGAAGCAGCUUCCGGCUUCCGGCGGAGUCCACGGUCGUCCCGCGCAGCCGUCAUGGCGGCCGAGGAGAAGGACCCCUUGAGCUAUUUCGCGGCUUACGGCAGCAGCAGCUCAGGUUCGUCGGGCGAGGAGGAUAAUAGCGAGCCGGAGGAAACAAAUCGCAGGACCCCAGAUCCUGCGAAGUCGGCGGGCGGCUGUGGGAACAAGGCGGAGAAGCGGCUGCCGGGACCCGACGAACUGUUUCGGAGCGUGAGUCGCCCGGCCUUUCUCUACAAUCCGCUCAACAAACAGAUAGACUGGGAGAGGCACGUCGUCAAGGCGCCUGAGGAGCCUCCAAAAGAAUUCAAAAUAUGGAAGUCAAACUAUGUACCACCUCCGGAGACCUACACUACUGAGAAGAAACCUCCCCCUCCAGAGCUGGAUAUGGCAAUAAAAUGGUCUAACAUAUAUGAGGACAAUGGUGAUGAUGCCCCACAGAAUGCUAAGAAAGCUAGGCUUCUACCGGAAGGGGAGGAGACAGUGGAAUCAGAUGAUGAAAAAGAUGAGCAUACUUCUAAAAAGCGCAAAGUAGAACCAGGAGAACCAACAAAGAAGAAAAAGUAGAAAACAACAAAUGACAAGAAUUUCUGGACUGCGAAACUCGUUGAAACGAUUUUUUGGGGCAGAUUAAGUUGACAAUUUAAAUUAUUAUGAAACAACAUCUCCAUGAAAGUACAUGCUAAUUAACUAAUAAUAAGUAUUGCUGUGGGAACUUUCCACUGUAGAAUUCAUUUUUUAUUUAAAACUUUAUUUAAAACUCAAGUGGUGAUUUGUGAUUGUGAAAUUGACAACACAUGGAAGCAUUCUUGCUAUCACAGAAUUGGUGACAUGCUUUGAGAGUUUUGUCACAUGUCCACAUGCCAGUGUUCUAUGAACCUUUUAUAAAGGAAUAUAUUUUUAAAGUAAAUAUAUUGUACUGUGAACUUGUAGGGUGCUUUUCAACAGUGUUUGUACAGUGUAAAUAGAUCAUGGAAAUAAAAUUACUUAUUCAGUAUUACUAUUAUUGCAUAACAUUAGCAUUUGAAUAUUUGUGACAAGGAACCUUUUUGCCAUGUGAUGUUUUAAUAGUAAGUAUUACCAUCUAGGAGUGCCUCCUGUGUUCCAGGUGCUUUGUGGAUACUUUUUCUCUGAUCCUCAAACAGCCUGGUAAAGCAGUUACUAGUGGCUUCAUUUUAUAAUAAGAGAUUAACUUACCCAAGGUUCCACAGCGAGUGAGCAGUGAUUUGGGGACUUAACUAAGGAUACUUGAACUCCAAAAUCAUCACCCUGAACCACCUGCCCACCAAACUUUGUUUAUCUUCUAGGGACUGCAGUGGUCAUGUCUUCAGGUGCUCUCUGUGGUAAGCAGGGGGAUCUCCUUACCUGAUUAUAUCACUGCACUUUAUCAUGUAAGCCUUAUGUGAUGGUAUUCUUUAAUUUUCCCUGGUAAAUAGUUUGCUGAAGAUAAGGAUUCUGUAUAAAGAAUUGGCAGAGGUAGCAAAUAAAAAUACAGGACACCCAGUUAAAUUUGAAUUUUAGAUAGACAACAAAUAAUGUUUUGUAUGUGCAAUAUUUGGGACAUACACUAAAAAUGUGUUUAUCUGAGACUCAGAUUUAACUGAGCUUCUUGUGUUUUAUCUGACAACACUACUUCUAUUGUGUUUUUGUACAUGGCUCCUAUUUUAAUGCUUUGCAUUUAGUAAUAAAAUCAGCAAGGGGUAGUGAGGAAAGUAAUCAUCUUUGAUUUUACUUCUGUAGUCCAAAAUGCAGUGCAGUUGCAGUUAUUUGUAGCAUUUUGAAAUAUAAAAAGGAGAGGCUAGACAUUGUAUCAGUCGUUCCAUGAAUCUUAAUACCUUUCAGGGACAAGAGUUAAUUAUAGGACACUGCACCUUUAGUGUUUACGAAGACGUUGGCCUUUGAGUUUUUUAAAAAAAUCCUCAGUCUAGUUGUUUGUCUUCAGUACUGGAAACCAGUACUUGAAAAACUAUAAAAUUUGUUUAAUUGGGGACAUGGAUCAAGUAGAUUAAAAUUUGUAAAGGGCAUAAAAGUGAUGAUGCUAGCCAUGGUGUUUUGUGGGAUGAGGAAGGAAUAUAACAGUAUGAUAGCUUCCAGUACAUCUCAGACUUAAAAAGAUUAAUUCUGUAGCUGUGCAUCCUCUGUUUAUAGAUAUGAUUCCCAAAGUGGAAGUAAUUGGUAAAACAAACUUUUUGUUUAAAGCCUUUGUAUAUGAAUAAUUUCGAGGGCUGUAGUAUCAUAUUAGGGAGUGGCAUCAAGUGAUAAAGCAUGACUCCAUGGUGACACCAAACUACAAUGAAAUUAUAAUUUUGAGUCUGUGAUUCCCAAAUCUAGAGAAAUAAGUUGUCUGGAUACAUGUAUUGGAGGAGCAGAUAUCUCAAGAAGUUACUGAAAUAUUACAAGAUUUAAAAAUUAGCAUGAAGGCAAACCUCAUACAAAAAAACAAAACCCAGCAAGCCACUGUCGGGAAAUCUAACCUCUUUUUAUCACCCAUUAGUUCAACUUCCAACUUAGAUCAGUAAGUUUAUGACAGAACAAAAGCUCACUAGAUCAGUCUCUAGUGAUGCUUUGAGCCCCCUUCUAGAAGAUAACAGAAUGGGGGUGGUGGGGAGGAAUAAAUACUGCUUUUUUGGAAGGGGGAUUGAUAGUUGAGGACAGUUCGUGGCUACACUUGUGAGCUCAUGCCCCUGCUGGGAGAUGGAUGGCUAUUUGAGCAGUUCUAAUGUAGGAAGGGGAAGAGAUACUUUAGGAAGAAGGAGGCUAAAUAUUUUGGAGCAGUCUGAUUCUGCCAUUUGUAUCUCAUUGGGUUUCUUUUCAAAAUAUGGCCAAAAAACAGAAGGGGAAAGGGACCUCUAUCCAAGUUGUUUCUUUUUUGACAGUCAGAUCACUUGAUAUUUGACUCUUUCCUCAUCUUUAAAGAAGUUAAGCCAUAUCAGGCGUAAAUGACUUUCUUUUGUGCAAGGAUAAAAUUUGAGACGAACUAAGCAUCUGUGGGCCAUAUUUUAAAAAAAAAAAAAAGCUUAAAAACCUAAGUAAGUAGCUUUAAGGAGUUUUGUGGAAAACAUUUUAACUGGAAUCAAAGAACAUUACUGAGAAAAUUGACACUGAUUUUUAGCCAUUAAAAUACUCAUAUUACCUGGACUACUUUCUAGUCUAAAUCCUUGUGUAGGUGCUAAAUGCCGUGUAGUGCUUUUGAGUUCACAAAAUUCAAUCACAUAGUUUCCAAAAACCUAAUGAGGUAGGCUUUAUCAUUUCCAAAUUAAAGAAAUGGAAAACAGUCUCAGCCAGAUAAACAAUAUACCCACAAAUAUAUGAGUUAGCUUCAGAGCUCAGGCUAGAAUCUAAUCCCAUUCCAUAUAAAGUUUAUGGAGUACGUAUUGGUGCAAAGCACUGUGUUAGGAAAAAAGGACCCAUCUUUAUUUUAGCAAAGUCACAUUGGUAGCCAUAAGGAGAAAGGACAUGAAAGGACCAAGUCAGAAAGACCAGUUGCAGUAGUUUCGUAGAGCAGGUAAGUAUCUGCAUGAACUAAGGCAUUGGAGAGGGGACAGGGACAUGAAAACCAAUAGUCCUUAGUUGGAUAUAAUGGCUGAGAGUGAGGUUUUCUUUUGUUGCAAAAUAUAUAUAUAUAUUAUAUAUAUAAUAUAUAUAUAUAAUUAAAAUGUAAAUGGCCUAAUGCAGGUUUGGACAUGACCUGCAUAUAAAACAUGUUGCCACACCAUUUAGACACACAGCCCUACUAGAGAUAUUUUUAAAAUGUAAUUGUUUUUACAGGUAUCUGCAUGAACUCAACAACUUCGAAUAAGUCAAAUUUCUGACUAAUUAAAACCGCAGCUGGACUUUAGUGUCAUUGGUGGUAUUUCAGAUUUUAGCCUUUUGUGUCCAUAUGGAACUGCUUCCCUAGUUCACUUAGUACAGAAGUUCCAGACAUUCUUACAAAAAAGAUGUUAAAUUCCCAGCAAGUGUUUUGGACUUGUCAUUAUAUUCUAAAGCUUUCUGUCUUCCCUUUACAUAGUUUUCCCAAUUUAAAGCAUUGCAUUGCAUUGUAAUGCAAAAUAAAUAAAAGGUACCAAGAAGCAUUUGUAUGUACAGUCCACAGAGGAGGGCCUCUGCCUGUUUUCUUCAUUGACUAGAAUCAUGCCUGGCACAUAAAAGGUACUCAAUAGAACUGAUUGUUGAUGGUGAACUGAAUUUUUCACCUCUGGUUUGGGAGUGAUUCUCCAGAGGCUUGUGUUUUCAGUUAUAUGGGCCAAUAAAUCUUGACAGUUUAAACCA